AUGACGAGGAGGAAUUCGACUCUAGUUUGUGUUCCUAUAAUCGCCGAAUCAGUGGGUGAGAUGGUGACUGAUAUGGGCAAGGCAAAAGGCCUUGGUGCUGACCUUGUAGAGAUAAGAUUAGAUCAUUUGAAAACAUUCAAUCACAAUGAAGAUCUCAAGCGUCUAGUUAAAGAGUGCCCUUUGCCCACACUGUUCAGUUAUAGGCCCAAAUGCGAAGGUGGUCAGUACGACGGGGAUGAACAAAAUCGACUCGAUGCACUUCGAUUAGCAAUGGAUCUCGGAGCUGAUUACGUUGAUGUUGAGCUUCAGGUUGCUCGUGAAUUUAUUAGCUCUAUAGAAGGAAAGAAGCCUGAAAAGUUAAAAGUUAUUGUUUCUUCUUACAACUUUGAAGAGACCCCAUCUGUGGAGUCUAUUGGCAAUCUUGUAGCAGCAAUGCAAGCCACUGGAGCUGACAUAGUGAAGAUUGCAACCACUUGCUUGGAUAUAACUGAUGUGGCACGCACUUUUCAAAUUGCCGUUCAUUCUCAAGUACCGUCAGGAUGUGAAGAAUUGGCCCAUGUUCCAUUGAUAGGACUUGGACUGGGUGAAAGGGGUUUGAUUUCACGGAUACUUUCUGCAAAAUUUGGCGGUUAUCUUACUUAUGGAGUGCUUGAGCCAGGGACAGUUUCAGCUCCUAGUCAACCCACAAUCAAGGAUCUAAUACAUCUAUACAACUUCAGACAGAUUGGGCCGCACACAAAAGUGUUUGGCGUAAUUAGCAAGCCUGUCAGCCACAGCAAAUCACCAAAAUUGUACAAUGAAGUGUUCAAGUCAGUAGGUUUCGAUGGAGUUUAUGCACAUUUGUUGGUAGAUGACAUUCAGAAAUUUUUCCAGACAUACUCAUCCAUGGAUUUUGCUGGAUUCAGCGUAGGCAUCCCUCACAAGGAAGCUGCACUUAAAUGCUGUGAUGAGGUUGAUCCAGUUGCCAAGUCAAUAGGGGCUAUAAAUUGCAUUAUAAGGAGACCGGCUGACGGAAAGUUAUUCGGAUUCAAUACCGACUAUGUUGGUGCUAUUUCUGCCAUUGAGGAAGGACUGAAAGGUUCACAUAAUAAUAGUGGCAAGAACACAACAAGUGGUUCAGCUUUAGCUGGUAGACUGUUUGUUGUGAUUGGAGCAGGUGGUGCUAGCAAGGCACUUGCUUAUGGUGCAAAGCAGAGGGGAGCAAGGCUUGUAAUCGCCAAUCGCACCUAUGAUCGAGCUAGAGAACUUGCAGACAUAGUCGGUGGAGAUGCUUUGUCUCUUGAUGAUCUACCUAACAUUCCCCCAGAGGAUGGUAUGAUUCUUGCAAACACAACAUCUAUUGGAAUGCAGCCUAAAGUUGAUGACACGCCCAUUUCCAAGCAUGCUCUGAGAUCAUAUUCAUUGGUUUUUGAUGCCAUUUACACCCCCAGAGUGACCAGACUCUUGAGGGAAGCAGCAGAGUGUGGUGUCACAGUUGUUAGCGGGUUGGAGAUGUUCAUUGGACAGGCAUAUGAACAAUUUGAAAAGUUCACUGGAUUGCCAGCUCCAAAGGAACUGUUUAGAAAAGUAAUGGAAAAUCAUUCUUGA
Messenger RNA from Prunus armeniaca (apricot), 1587 nucleotides. NCBI's taxonomy places the organism in Eukaryota, Viridiplantae, Streptophyta, Magnoliopsida, Rosales, Rosaceae. The record is from the annotation of a GenBank genome assembly.